This is a messenger RNA of Ananas comosus (pineapple), 624 nucleotides long. RefSeq names its product mitochondrial pyruvate carrier 4. The transcript has 6 exons. Gene Ontology annotation, cellular component: mitochondrial inner membrane. Gene Ontology annotation, biological process: pyruvate import into mitochondria. The record is from RefSeq and is a predicted model, not a curated record. Lineage: Eukaryota; Viridiplantae; Streptophyta; Magnoliopsida; Poales; Bromeliaceae. The coding region runs from base 100 to 426 and encodes 108 amino acids.
CCCCCUCCUCUCUCUCUCUCUCUCUCUCUCUCAGUGAAUAUACUGUUCUCAGAAGAAAGAAGAAUCAGAAUAGAGAGGUAAAAGGAAAAAUAGCAUCAAAUGGCAGCAUCAAAGCUUCAAGCUCUAUGGAACCACCCUGCUGGGCCAAAAACUAUUCACUUUUGGGCCCCAACUUUCAAAUGGGGUAUCAGCAUUGCCAAUAUUGCUGACUUCUCAAAACCACCUGAAAAGAUCUCUUAUCCUCAGCAAGUUGCUGUUACUUGCACUGGGCUUAUUUGGUCACGCUAUAGUCUGGUGAUUACUCCGAAAAAUUGGAACCUUUUUAGUGUGAACGUUGCAAUGGCUGGAACAGGCAUAUAUCAACUUACGCGAAAAAUACGUCAAGAUUACUUCUCUGAGGUACAAGAGGCACCUGUGGAAGGAUGAGUACGACGUUGACUAUCAUUUUGUUCCAUUUGUGGAAUUUCUCUAGCUCUUUGUUUUAUCUGAUUUGGCUGUAAAAACAAUUUGUAUUUACUCCAGCGAGUGGUUUCUGUUGCUUGUACUCAGAAGAGUUGUUUCCUGGAAUGUUCUGGGAAGGACCUGAUACCUUUCAAUAAAGCCACUUGUUGAUUUGGAAAUGUC